Molecule: messenger RNA, 1737 nt
Organism: Canis lupus familiaris (dog)
Lineage: Eukaryota; Metazoa; Chordata; Mammalia; Carnivora; Canidae
Gene: PYCR1
Product: pyrroline-5-carboxylate reductase 1
Exons: 8
Coding region: 115-1077 (320 amino acids)
Biological process (GO): L-proline biosynthetic process
Molecular function (GO): pyrroline-5-carboxylate reductase activity
Source: RefSeq, a predicted model, not a curated record
AGGCUGGGGUGCCGCGUGGCGGGCGCGGCUCCGCGGGGCCUGGGCGACCUGCGCGCGGGGACCGUUGCCCUGCAGCGCCGGUGCCGGCCUGGAGCUGUGGGCGCGCCCGACACCAUGAGCGUCGGCUUUAUCGGCGCCGGCCAGCUGGCCUUUGCCUUGGCCAAGGGCUUCACGGCGGCAGGCAUCGUGGCUGCCCACAAGAUCAUGGCCAGCUCCCCGGACAUGGACCUGCCCACGGUUUCUGGCCUCAGGAAGAUGGGAGUGAACCUGACCCCCCACAACAAGGAGACCGUGCGGCACAGCGACGUGCUCUUCCUGGCCGUGAAGCCACACAUCAUCCCCUUUAUCCUGGACGAGAUUGGCGCCCACAUCGAGGAUCGGCACAUCGUGGUGUCCUGCGCAGCUGGUGUCACCAUCAGCUCCAUCGAGAAGAAGCUGAUGGCGUUCCAGCCAGCCCCCAAAGUCAUCCGCUGCAUGACUAAUACGCCGGUCGUGGUGCGGGAGGGGGCCACCGUGUACGCCACGGGCACCCACGCCCAGGUGGAGGACGGCAGGCUCCUGGAGCAGCUCAUGGGUAGCGUGGGCUUCUGCACGGAGGUGGAGGAGGACCUGAUUGAUGCCGUCACGGGGCUCAGUGGCAGCGGCCCAGCCUAUGCAUUCACAGCCCUGGAGGCCCUGGCUGACGGGGGCGUGAAGAUGGGGCUUCCCAGGCGCCUGGCAGUCCGCCUCGGGGCCCAGGCUCUGCUGGGGGCCUCCAAGAUGCUACUGGACUCGGAGAAGCAUCCCGGGCAGCUCAGGGACAACGUGUGCUCCCCCGGCGGGGCCACCAUCCACGCCCUGCACGUCCUGGAGAGCGGCGGCUUCCGUUCCCUGCUCAUCAACGCCGUGGAGGCCUCCUGCAUCCGCACACGGGAGCUGCAGUCCAUGGCUGACCAGGAGAAAGUCUCACCAGCCUCCAUCAAGAAGACCAUCUUGGACAAGGUGAAGCUGGAGUCCUCUCCAGGGCACUCACUGGCCCCUUCUGGCCACUCCAAGCUGUUCCCGCAGAGCCUGGCCCCAGCAGGCAAGGAGAACUGAGGUGUCCACCAGGCUAGCCUGGCUCCCCACCUUCUGUCCGCCCCCCCUCCCCGGGCUUGGAACUCCUGCGCCGGCUGUCCUUAGCUCCAGCCACACGGGGUGUCCCCGUAGCUGCCCACUGCCCGUGACUUUGGUCACAUUGGGUCAGUGGGGGCUGUAACCAGGGCGGGCCCACAUCUCUGCCCAUGGGAACCGGUGCAGUCGCUGAGCGCUUCCUGGCCCAGCGCCGAGAUGGAUUCCGACCCUCAACCUCCCCCUUCCUCUGCCCCCAGACGAGGUCAGGAGCACUUCCUCCAGGAGGCCCUCAGGAGGCCUGGGGGUCUUUACUCCCCAUGGCCCGCUGGCUUGGGGCUUGGCCUCUUCUUGGGUACAAAGGUCAAAGUUCCCCUCCCAUGAAGGCCCAGCCAAGGAGGGAACCCCUUCCCACCCCUGCUCCUGCUCCAGCCUCCACUUGGGGUGAGAAGGACCAGAGGGUCCCAAGCAUCCUGAGCCCAGGCCAGACCACAGCUGCCAACUAUGCCUUAUUUUUGGCAUUUGAGGAAAGGGCUCCUUGGGUGGUCCCAAUCUCUGAGGGCCUUACUGCCCAUUCCCGACCUGACUUACAGAGUCUAUCACUCUGUCCCCAACCUUUUCGGUGAAAUACAUUAGUUUCCAACCCGG